UCCUCCUCUUCUUCUUCUUCUUUGUGAUUUGUUAACUCACACUCCCACUCUCUCAUCUCUCUCUAUAUAUACACUCCUAUAUUUCCUAUCCUUUCUUAUUCUUCUCUUCUUCACUCUUCGGGAAUCACCAUCCACAGUUUACAAAGGGAGUGCCUUUAAUGGCCAAUCUCACGCAUUGCAGUGCUGAUCCCUACCCUUACAACUGGAAUUUUUUAUUUAUUUAUGUUUGGUUACAUGGGACAGUAGGGACACCAUGCAGACCUAGGAACAGGGUCCAACCACGGAUACCGGCAAGGGCUUAAUUGGGGUGGACAUGAUCUGAGGAUGCAAAUUCGAAACUUAUAGAAGCAAUCAAACAAGAAACAUGCUUAGUCCUGAAGGAGAAAUAAAAAUAAGUUUUGGCUAUCAGUGCAACAAUAUUGAAAGAGGUGGCAUCCCUUGUGAGGUGGCCAAUCGCCACAAUAUCCUUCCUGAAGUCCGUAGGACAAGCAGUUUCUCGUGCUUGUCAGGAGCGGCCUUAAGCGCAAACGCUACACUCGCCAACACAAACCUCUGCAAUGGUAAGAUAGGAGGUGAAAUUCUUCCAAGUUGGGACUCUCCUAAUUCAUUUCGCAAGGUGCCCUCUUCACCAAGUCUUUCAAAGCUGGAAAGGCUAUCAUCUUCUCUGCCAAGUAGUUUAUCUUACCUAAGUUGUAGUCCUUCCACCUCAAGUGAUAUACUAGAAUAUGACUCCUGCACAUUCAAGUCCAUGAGCGAUCCUACCAGAACUGAAGGUUUUCUUAAUGCUACCGAACUACAAGUGGCAGGAGGAGCUGCUGGUGAAGAUAGAGUUCAAGCGGUAUGUUCUGAAGAGAAUGGAUGGCUCUUUUGUGCAAUUUAUGAUGGCUUUAAUGGUAGAGAUGCAGCUGACUUUCUGGCUGGUACACUCUAUGAUACCAUCAUAUCUCACUUGAACAAGUUAUUUUGGGAAUUUGAGCCAGUUUCCAUGGUAGAAUCUGAAAAUUUGAUAAGUUUGGGUGGAUCCCCUCAAUAUAACUUAGAGCAGAACCACAGCCUUAUUUGUGAAGCAGACCGAUCCCUUUCACACAGGGUACUUGAUAGCCUCCAAUGUGCUCUUACUCAAGCUGAGAAUGAUUUCUUGUACAUGGUUGAGCAGGAAAUGGAGGAUCGUCCAGAUUUAGUUUCAAUUGGAUCUUGUGUUUUAGUUGUGCUUCUUCAUGGUAAUGAUUUGUAUACACUUAAUCUAGGUGACAGCAGAGCAGUAUUGGCAACAUGCAGUCGUGGCGAUGGAAUACUCAAGGCUAUCCAGCUUACUGAUAGCCAUACCGUCGACAAUGAAGCCGAAAGAGCUACACUUGUAGCCAAUCAUCUUGAUGAUCCCAAGGUUGUUGUAGCAGGAAAGGUGAAAGGGAAGCUCAAGGUUACUCGCGCCUUUGGAGUCGGCUACUUGAAAAAAAGAAAUCUCAAUGAUGCUUUGAUGGGAAUCCUUCGAGUGCGUGAUCUAACAAGCCCUCCGUAUAUUUCCACUCAACCAUCACUGAAUGUCCAUAAAAUCUCGAAUUCUGAUCAAUUUGUUGUGGUAGGGAGUGAUGGUUUAUUCGACUUCUUCAGCAACGUUGAGGCAGUAAAGCUUGUUGAGUCUUAUAUCUUGAGCAACCCUUUGGGCGAUCCGGCAAAGUUUCUCAUAGAAGAGCUUGUAGCUAGAGCAGCUCAUUCUGCAGGUCAAUUUUUCUCCAUCUUUUACUAAAUUAACACUUACAGACUUUUUGUAUAUC
Molecule: messenger RNA, 1775 nt
Organism: Arachis duranensis
Lineage: Eukaryota; Viridiplantae; Streptophyta; Magnoliopsida; Fabales; Fabaceae
Product: probable protein phosphatase 2C 40
Exons: 4
Coding region: 365-1747 (460 amino acids)
Biological process (GO): protein dephosphorylation
Molecular function (GO): protein serine/threonine phosphatase activity
Source: RefSeq, a predicted model, not a curated record